UUCCGCCUAGAAUCGAUAGCAGAGCGGAGGCUGUCGCUGAUGCAACACUGACCGGUCCGUUCAGCCGGUUUCUCUCACCCAGGACUCUUUGAAAGGAGACGGUUUUGAGUCGGAGUACCCAGCGCCAUGGCAGAUCAGCUGAGUCCAGAUGAGAAAUUUAACCUCAUCACCAGGAACCUCCAGGAGGUCCUUGGAGAGGAGAAGGUGAAGCAGGUCCUUCAGGAGAGAGCGCUCAGGGUUUACUGGGGCACAGCAACCACUGGCAAACCCCACGUAGCUUACUUUGUCCCCAUGUCUAAGAUAGCAGACUUCCUCAAAGCUGGAUGUGAGGUCACUGUUCUGUUUGCAAACUUGCAUGCUUACCUAGACAACAUGAAAGCUCCCUGGGAGCUGCUGGAGCUCAGGGUCAAAUACUAUGAGCAGGUUAUCAAGGCCAUGCUGGAGAGCAUCAGUGUGCCUCUGGAUAAACUCAAGUUUGUCAAAGGAACUGACUUCCAGCUCAACAGGGAGUACACUAUGGAUGUGUACCGCCUGUCCUCCAUGGUGACAGAGCACGAUGCUAAGAAGGCUGGAGCUGAGGUGGUGAAACAGGUGGAGCAUCCUCUCCUGAGUGGUCUGCUGUACCCCGGCCUACAGGCUCUGGAUGAGGAGUAUUUGAAAGUGGAUGCUCAGUUUGGAGGUGUUGACCAGAGGAAGAUUUUCACUCUGGCAGAGAAGUACCUGCCCUCUCUCGGCUACGCUAAACGUGCCCACCUGAUGAACCCGAUGGUGCCGGGGCUGACGGGGGCUAAGAUGAGCUCUUCAGAAGAGGAAUCGAAAAUCGAUCUCCUGGACUCCAAAGAGGAUGUAAAGAAGAAGCUGAAGAAGGCUUUCUGUGAGCCGGGCAACAUCCAGAACAAUGGAGUUCUCUCUUUUGUCAAAUAUGUCCUCUUCCCUCUACGAGGAGUGUUCUCCAUCAAGAGAGAUGCAAAGUGGGGCGGAGACAAAGUUUACAGUGUGUUUGAGGAAGUGGAGAAGGACUUCGUUGCAGAGAUGAUCCACCCUGGAGACCUGAAGGCCUCUGUGGAGGAUGCACUAAAUGAGCUACUGGAGCCAAUUAGAAAGAAGUUCGAGUCUCCUGAGCUCCGUAAACUUACCAGCAACGCCUAUCCUGAUCCCUCCAAGACAAAAGCAGGAGGGAAGGGCGUUAAGGCCGGAGGAGAUGGUGGUGGAGGAGAGGACGAUGAGCUGGCUCCAUCCAGACUGGACAUCAGAGUGGGAAAGAUCCUCAGUGUGGAGAAGCAUCCAGACGCUGAGUCUCUGUACCUGGAGAAGAUCGAUGUAGGAGAGCCUGAGCCGAGGACGGUAGUCAGUGGGCUGGUGGCCUACAUUUCACAGGAGGACCUGCAGGACAGACUGGUGUUGGUGCUGUGCAAUCUGAAACCCCAGAAGAUGCGUGGGAUCGAGUCUCAAGCCAUGCUGCUGUGUGCCUCUAUUGAGGGCGAGCCCAGAAAGGUGGAGCCUCUGGAUCCUCCAGAAGGUUCGUUGCCAGGGGACAGGGUCUUUGUGGAAGGGUAUGAGUCAGGCAAGCCAGAUGAUAGACUUAACCCAAAGAAGAAGGUGUGGGAGAAACUCCAGGUUGACCUAAAGAUAUCAGACGAGUGUGUAGCUCAGUGGAAAGACAAGCAGCUGAUGACCAAACUGGGGCAGAUCACAUGUAAGACGCUCAAAGGAGGGAACAUCAGUUAAACACGCAAACGCUGAAGCUGCUCCUGCUCGCCACAGCAACAGUACUUCCAUCGAGUCGCCAUGGCAGCAGCAUCGAGCUUCAUCUGGAUGUUUCCUGAAGAGUGACGGCACAUGAUGCCUUGUGUCUUACAUGUUUUAAACUCUCUUAGACAAAUUCUGAAAACCUGAUUCAUUACUUUUCCUUUCUUUGAAGUUGUUUAGUGUUACUAGUACACAUAUGGGGGAAGAAAGGGCCUUUUCAGUUAAAGGACUCUGGUCUUUAUAGCUUAUUCGUGGAAGUAGCCAAUGAAAAAUAUCUCGGGUUUCCUAAAAGGGACUGAACGUUUCCUUAGUUACCUGUUUUACUGUUUGCCUUCAUGGUAAACUUGAACAUCAGGACUGUGGCCAAUCUGCCAAAUCUGCUUACUAAGCAUAGUUUUAUGGGUUCCCAACAUCCUAUGUAUCUAAAAAUCAAUAUGCCUUGUACUAUAUGACGGUUGUAUUUUGACUAAUGUUGCACAGAAAUCCAGAUCUGAACAUUAGUUGUUAUAAUCAAACCAUGCAUCAUCAUCUCUAAUGUGUAAUAAACACUGGUUGAAGUCUGA
Maylandia zebra (zebra mbuna) is the source of this 2312-nucleotide messenger RNA. It is a transcript of the gene yars1, whose product is annotated as tyrosyl-tRNA synthetase 1. NCBI's taxonomy places the organism in Eukaryota, Metazoa, Chordata, Actinopteri, Cichliformes, Cichlidae. The record is from RefSeq and is a predicted model, not a curated record. Gene Ontology annotation, molecular function: tRNA binding; tyrosine-tRNA ligase activity; ATP binding. Gene Ontology annotation, biological process: tyrosyl-tRNA aminoacylation.